This is a messenger RNA of Cryptomeria japonica (Japanese cedar), 1944 nucleotides long. Its product is annotated as putative UPF0481 protein At3g02645. NCBI's taxonomy places the organism in Eukaryota, Viridiplantae, Streptophyta, Pinopsida, Cupressales, Cupressaceae. The transcript has a single exon. The record is from RefSeq and is a predicted model, not a curated record. The coding region runs from base 96 to 1742 and encodes 548 amino acids.
UCCGCCCACUUGUUUCAAAUACUCGAGCUUUCGGUCAGCUAGUUUUAAUCCCUCUCUUCAUUCUGUGAUCCAUCAUCUAUUUCCGAAUUCAACUCAUGGGUUCAAUGAAUGAAGAUGAAGUAGUCAUUGAUCAGGACUUUUGGGUUAUUCAAAUAAAGGAAUGCCUGCAAAGACAUGGCGAGCAAGAAGAAGAAAGGGACUUAUGUGUAUCCGUUUUCGGUGUGCCCAAAGAGAUGUUGACAGUAAAGCCAGAAGCAUAUAUUCCACAGUGCGUCUCCAUUGGACCAUAUCACCAUUGGAGAUCCCAACUGUUAGAAAUGGAGAGAUAUAAAAUAGCUGCUGCGCGAAGAUUUCAGAAGACACUAACCUGUGACUGCAAGUUCGAAUCUGUAGUACAAGAGAUGAAGAAUUACGACUGGCAAAUCAGGAACUGCUACCAAAAAUUUCUUGACUACGAGGAGGAAACCCUUGCAUGGCUCAUGGCUCUGGACGCAUCGUUCGUGCUCGAGUGCUUGCAGUUCUACGCAGAAGGAAAGGAUCAGGCUUCUUCGCAAAUGUCAUCCAAGGUGAAACGGCUUGGCAGAGUUUUAGAUCCUUCUCGCAGAAGUGAAACCCACAACGCAAUUAUGAGAGAUCUGAUGAUGCUCGAGAAUCAGUUACCCUUGUUCCUCUUGGAGAAGCUGCUGGAAAUUGAGUUGGGUUCUCAAGCUAAGGCGGAAGAAAGGCUAUGCAAUCUGGUGAAUCUCGCCUGUAAAGAAUGGUCACCAUUUAUGUUGAAGAUGGGGAACAGUUCAAGGCUGUGUAUAAAAGAGAGGGGUCACAUAUUGGAGGUGCUCUAUUACUCUAUUGUCCCUGCAGCAGCCAUGGACCAUACCGUUUCUAGGAAGGCAAAGGAAGGGAAGGUCCCGUUGACGGAUUCAAGCUAUUUAACGCGUGCUCUGAAAGCUUUAUGGAAGGCUCUCUCCUCGUUAAAAAUCGGGUUUGUUCAACUUGUCUCCGCACUCCCUGACCGUGUCUUGCAAGGAAGGCCUGCCCAGUUUGUGACACAGUUGUCCACGAAUCUUGUUUCCGCUUUUGAAACUCUUUCAAUCAAGCGCAAAGAUGAAACGGAUGACGAAAAAGAUGAGGAGAGUGGAUAUUCGUCUGCGGAAACUCCUCCUACACGCGACGAACUAGCUAUUCCCUCCGUCUCCGAGUUGUACUCAGCAGGAGUAAAAUUCCGUCCAACCGAGGGAGACGUUACCACAAUUCGCUUCGACCAAAAAACUGCAACUCUUUAUCUUCCCAAAUUGAGGUUGGAUUCCCACACCGAAGUAGUUCUCAGAAAUCUGGUGGCAUUCGAAGCUUCGGCGGCUCCUGGUGCUUUGAUCUUCACUCGCUACACCGAUUUCAUGAACGGCAUCAUCGACAGCGUUGAAGAUGUCCGGCUGUUGAGAAAGAGUGGGAUUAUCUACAAUCACCUGACAGACGACGGAAAAGUGGCAAGCCUGUGGAACGGCCUGGGUAAAUGCGUCAAAUUGACGCGAGUUAAAUAUUUGGACCAGGUUAUAGCGGACGUCAACAAGCAUUAUAACAACAGAUGGAGCGUUGCUCUGAAGAAGCAUGUGAACAAGUACAUAUUUGGUUCAUGGCAGCUCCUCACAGUUGUGGCCACGGGGAUACUUCUGCUUCUGACAUGCUUCCAGGCUUUUUGUUCUGUGUAUGACUGUAAGCGUUGGUGGAGCGACAGUAAUAUUUUGUAGGACUAAGGCAAUCGGAAGAGUUUUAUCUUGUAAUUACGGAUGCUGACAUCCAUUUCUUCUCUUUGAAAUACUUCAUUUACAUUGACAGGGUACAAGAGUUUUGUUUUUUGAGGCGGGUUCAACUCUGCCUUUAGGUAUGCUGCCAUUGUCAAGCAUACUGCCCUUACAAAACACAUUUGAAAUUUUCGUGGUGUCUAUUGAA